UAAGAAUGACAUCAUUCAAACUGCACGCCAACCCUCCGUCUAUUUUUAGAUCAAAGUUUCUCCCAUAAAAAUGGGAAUGGAGGAAGUCACGAACAACAAAGUUCGAGCAGCUUUGCUUGAACAUCAAGCACGCAACUUAUUAGGCCUACUAGUACUAGCAGAAAGUCAGUCUCAUCACGGAGAACUUCCCUUUGGUUGAAAAAGAAAUAGAUUCGACUACAUUGUACAGUGAAACUGAAAACAAGCACUGUUUGCUGAGAUUUAUGAGUUUGUACGAGUUCUUGAAGAAGAAGAGGAUUUCCCAGAUAAAUAAUGCAGAACCUAAAGCUUGUGGUUGUCGGCGAUGGCGCCGUGGGGAAGAGCUGCCUCCUCAUCAGUUACACAACGGGCUCUUUCCCGGGCAACUACGUACCCACGGUAUUUGACAACUACUCCAACAGUGUCAUGGUCGCAGGAAAACCCUACAACCUGGGGCUCUUUGAUACGGCUGGACAGGAGGACUAUGACCGCCUGCGUCCGCUGUCCUACCCAGGAGCAGACAUCUUCCUGGUGUGUUUCUCCGUUGAGAAUAGAGAUGCCUUAGAAAAUGUUGCAGACAAAUGGAUUCCGGAGAUCGUACAUCACAUGCCUAACACUCCAAUCCUGCUGGUUGCAACCAAGAUAGAUCUCCGUGGGAGUUCCCAACGCAGCUGUGUCUCAUUCGACGAGGGCUUCAAGUUUGCACAGAAACAUAACCUGGAAUACACUGAAACCAGCGCACUACAUGGCACAAACGUGAAAGACUGCUUUGAGAAAGCUGUGUACAUGUCUGUGUGUAGCGGGACGAAAAAACACAAGAAGAAGGGGGGCCUCUUUAGCUUUGGUGGGAAGAAGUUUGUACCCCGGCCACCAGAGAUGCCCCCAGCAGGUAAAGCCCCAUGGAUAGAAAUCCAAACGUCAACAAUUGCAAACAACUUAGGCAAGGCGUUGGAGCAGCCUUCUUACUCUGACGUCACCUUCAUCGUUGAAGGGAAGAGCAUCUUGGCUCACAAAGUGGUGCUGUGUAGUGCCUCUAACUUCUUCUGCCGUGUCUUUGGCCUGAAACCGCCGGACCAGGAUACAGGAAGCAGCUCCAAAGUGUGGAACUUUACCUGGGAGGACAUUAACGAGGGCAAGAUCGCCGGUCUAGCUGGUAUCCUUGAUGUAGUGACCCCGGACGGUAGCUCAUGUGAUAAACCAACGACCCAGGUGACAAUCAGUGAAGACAUCUCUUACAAGACCUUCCGCCAUGUCUUGGAAUUUCUCUACACUGGCCUGCCUAACAUCACGGAGGAGGCGAGUAUGGAGGACAUAGUGGCUUUGCGGAAGGCAUCCAGCACGCUCCGCUUACCCCAGCUUGACGACAUCGCCAAGAACUUACAGAACGAAGAGGAGUUUCUGAAUCCCAGCAUCGGGACUUUCCUGAACGAUCAGACAGGCCAGAGAACCAAGUGGUUGUUCCUCAACAGACAGGCACUGUCUGACAUCAAAUUCAAAAUUGAAGAGACAACGAUCCAUGCCCACAAGAUAAUGCUGACAUCUCGCUGUGAAUUCAUGGCUGGAAUGUUUAGUGGCGUCUUCACAGAAAGCAGCAAAGAUGAGAUCAGAAUAGAAGACGUGAGUCCGGAGUGUUUCUUGGCCCUCUUGGAGUACCUGUAUACUGACCACGCCCCUAUAGAGGAGGGAGAUGCAGUGGGCAUCAUGGUAGCUGCCGAUCGGUACGGCCAAGAACGACUGAAGAAUCUCUGUGAGUUGUACAUCACCAAGGGUGUGGAUGUAGCUGUGGCAAACAGCAUAGCAGAGGCACAUGUGGAUGUCAUUGGACUGCUGCACACAGCUCAGAUGUACAACACAACCCAGCUGGCCGCAUGGUGCCUUCAUUUUAUCUCAAGUAACUUCAUGGCCUUCAAGCAGCGGGCGGAGUUUAAGAUGCUUGAUGGGGAGAACCUGAAGUACAUCAGCGAGAACCGCUGGCCUCCUGUCAGCUACCUGGAGGCAAUGGAGAAGUACAACGCCAAAUACGGACAGAAGGACGACAAGUGUAAAGUGCAGUGAAAAAGAUCAAAAACGAAUCCAUACCACUCUGUGCUCAUUCUGCUGUGCCGUUUUGUAGAUCACAUCACACACUGCCAGUUUGUGUAUUAAAAGACAUUCAUGAAAAACUUGGACCUAUUCCUAUUGGUUGAGAGCACAACAAAUUGUCUUUUAAAGAUAUCACGACAAUGUCUAUCUGCACAGGUCAUCAAGUUAGAACUUGAUUGUUCAACAUGCAUUUUGUUCAUGAGUUAUGAUUGAAACAAAUCAUUCAUUUUUCAACCAAAAAGCAGAACCCAUCUCUGUAUGUGGGGUUUACGACAAGAGUCUCCAGAGGCAUUAUACAGAUCUCUUAUGUGCAAUAAAAUGAAGACAGUUCUUUCCGACUCACAUCACCCAUUACAUGCCGACUUCCAAACCAACUCCAGAAGUAACUGCUUUUUACAACCAAGGAUCAGGACACGGCGAUACGGCAGUUCAGUCGUUCCAGUAGAUGGUACAAUCAAAUGGUACAAUGAGCUACUGGGACGAUGAGCUGUCGUGUGGCUGACUCUGAUCCCUCAUUAACGUAAUGUAAUAUGUGUAUAUAUGUAGUAUUUUUUUUUUUUUUUACAUGUAAUCACCUGAA
This is a messenger RNA of Patiria miniata (bat star), 2680 nucleotides long. RefSeq names its product rho-related protein racA-like. Bases 313 to 2073 code for a protein of 586 amino acids. The record is from RefSeq and is a predicted model, not a curated record. Gene Ontology annotation, biological process: small GTPase-mediated signal transduction. The transcript is spliced from 12 exons. NCBI's taxonomy places the organism in Eukaryota, Metazoa, Echinodermata, Asteroidea, Valvatida, Asterinidae. Gene Ontology annotation, molecular function: GTPase activity; protein binding; GTP binding.